AUGAUGGAUUUCAAAGAUGAAGUCGAUGUGGACGCUGUCGCCCGUGCUGGGCUGGAGAAGCUGGGCUACAAGCAAGAGAUGACACGGAAAUUGAAUGCUUCCCAACCAGUGACGCUAGCAAUCAUGGCAGUCCCAUUUGGUCUUACAUCACCUAUAGCGACGUCACUCGUAGGAGGUGGUCCAGUGGUAAUGAUAUGGGGUUGGAUCUUAGUGUCAGUCCUGACCCAAACGCUCGCUUUCUCACUGGCGGAGAUAUGCUCCAAAUAUCCCACAUCAGCAGGGGCAUACUACUGGUGUUAUCGACUUGCGUCCCCCCGCACGCGACUUCUUGCUUCCUGGAUCAAUGGCUGGUUGACGGUCGUUGGUGGUUGGAUGGUUGAUUUGAGUGUCAAAUUUGACAUGAUUUUCCUCGGCGUGACUGCUGUUGCUGGCAUAUUCUGCAUAUUCUUUAACAGGCUCCUGCCAACCGUCGACAUCAUAUGUGCUUGCUGGACUGGUCUAGGCAUCAUCGUUAUCUCGAUAUGCUUGUUAGCCAAGGCCGCAGCAGGACGUCGUUCCGUCUCUUUCGCGCUCGGGAACUUCGACCCAACAUUUUCAGGAUGGACGCCUGGGUGGUCGUUCUUCAUCGGUCUAUUGCCGUGGGAUUGGGCGCUGAACUAUGCCCUAGCAUAUACAUUCUCCGCUAUAGGAAUGAUCGUAAACAUGGCCGAGGAGGUUCAUAACCCUUCUGAAGUACUUCCGAAGGCCAUCAUCUCAUCUGUACCCAUUGGCACAUUAACUGGUGUGGUAUACCUCCUGCCAAUCCUUCUCACACUUCCAGACGUCACGACAAUGCUUCAAGUUUCUUCCAGUCAACCAAUUGGUGUUAUGUUUACUUUGAUCAUGGGCUCUAGAGCUGGUGGUUUGGGGCUGUUGUUCAUUAUGUUCGGUAUCAGUAUGUUUUGUUCAAUCUCCACAUCUUGCGCCGGUUCUCGUGCAACAUGGGCGUUCGCACGUGACAAGGCUAUUCCAUUUCAUCGAUGCCUUUCCAAGAUCGGCCCUUACCUCGAAGAUGUCCCGGUGAACGCGUAUGCACUCUCCACUGUAAUCCAAGUCCUCCUUGGACUCGUCUACCUCGGCUCCUCAGCUGCAUUCAACGCUUUUGCAGGAGUCGCCGUUAUGUGUCUUGGAGCGUCCUACGCCAUGCCCGUUGCCAUCUCGCUCAUGAAUGCCCGACGAGACAUGCAUGAUGCCCCAUUCAACCUUGAUAGAUUUGGUACUGUCAUCAAUGUAAUCGCAGUGCUGUGGAUCAUGUUCGUCACCGUGCUAUUCUCGAUGCCUGCUGUCAUCCCGGUGACGACAUGGUCGAUGAAUUACGCUUCGGCAAUGUUUGUGGGGUUCGGGAUGAUCGGUGCAGCGUGGUAUAUGAUCAAUGGCCAGUUUUACUAUAGAGGACCUCCAAUCUUGGAAGAGCCAACGAGCUCAUCCGGAUCCUCGGAAUCUGUUCCGUAUUGA
This is a messenger RNA of Suillus subalutaceus, 1494 nucleotides long. Its product is annotated as amino acid transporter. The transcript is spliced from 15 exons. NCBI's taxonomy places the organism in Eukaryota, Fungi, Basidiomycota, Agaricomycetes, Boletales, Suillaceae. Gene Ontology annotation, cellular component: membrane. Bases 1 to 1494 code for a protein of 497 amino acids. Gene Ontology annotation, molecular function: transmembrane transporter activity. The record is from RefSeq and is a predicted model, not a curated record. Gene Ontology annotation, biological process: transmembrane transport.